ACCCGCUUAGUGCCACACUGCCAUAAUAUUACCAUAUAUUACCAUCACACAGGUGGAUGAUCAGGCAGGUUCAGCGCGCUCAACACUUAAAGCUUUUUUUUUUUUAGUAAAUACUCUCUUAGUUUUAUUUCACCUGUUGCAACAUAUGUGAACAAGCUCCAAAAUAAUGUGCUGUGAUUGAUUAGCACUGACUUGAAUAUUGUAUCUGCCUUAAAAAUUUAGCCUGAAAUUUACUCUACAUCCAAAAUGACAAUGUUGAGAAGGACGUUGAAAAUUUUUUGUGUAAGUGCUGUUGGGUUAGGAACAUUUGCAUCAUUUAGGGCAAAUGAGUAUGAUGUAAGUUCCACUGGUAUUAUGAGACUAUAUCGUGCUUCAAUUACUAUUUUUGAUAUUGGUAGAUAUUAUAAAAGCCAUUUGUAUAAAAAUGGCCUUGAUCCAAAUUCCAAUGAAUACUUUGCUAAAAAAUCGGACGCGCAUGCCUAUGGAGCCAAAAAAUUACUGGAACUUUGUUGUGCUAAUAAAGGAAUAUACAUAAAAGUUGGUCAACAUAUUGGUGCACUUGAUUAUCUGCUGCCAAAGGAAUAUGUUCAUACAAUGAGAAUUCUGCAUAAAUCUGCUCCUGAGUCUUCUUUCUCCGAUGUACUGGCAGUGUUGAAAGAAGAUUUAAAAAAAGAUCCUUAUGAUAUAUUUGAGUCCAUAGAAAAAGAGCCCCUAGGUGCUGCCAGUUUAGCUCAAGUCCACAGGGCAGUAUUGAAAGGUGGUCAGCAGGUAGCUGUGAAGGUACAGCAUCGAGCUGUGAAAACAAAUUCAUUUGUUGAUAUAAAAACCAUGGCUGCCUUAGUUAAAAUUACUUCAUGGAUUUUCCCAGAGUUUAAAUUUGAUUGGUUAGUAGCCGAAACAAAAAAAAAUCUACCUAAAGAGCUGGAUUUUAUUAAAGAAGGAGAAAAUGCUGAGAAAGUAAAAAAGUUAUUUAGUCAAUACACUUGGUUACACAUACCGGAAAUAUUUUGGAAUUUAUCAUCUAGUAGGGUUCUAACGAUGGAAUAUAUUGAAGGGGGACAAAUUAACGACUUGGAGUACUACAAAGAUCAUAAUAUCAAUCCAUACGAAGUUGCUAAUAAGUUGGGUCAACUUUAUAGCCAUAUGAUAUUUAUCACUGGCUUUGUUCAUUCGGAUCCACAUCCAGGAAACAUAUUAAUAAGAAAAAGAAAAACCAAAACAGAACUUGUACUCUUAGAUCAUGGAUUGUACGCUGAAUUAUCAGAUCAGUUCAGAUGGGAGUACUCAAACCUGUGGCUUUCUAUUCUUAAUAAAGACAGGGUUGCAAUGCGAAAUUAUUGCAAUAAUCUAGGAGUUGGUAGCAUGUUUGAACUUCUCGUUUGUAUGAUUUCCGGCAGGUCAUGGGAAACAAUUGUCGGUGGUGUACAAAAAAAAAUGUAUACGUCAUCAGAAUUAGAUCUUUUUUACAAAGAAAUGCCGAAUUUGAUCCCAAAAAUGAUUGAAGUUUUACAAAGAGUAAACAGUCACAUGUUAUUAAUUUUAAAAACCAAUGACCUGAUUCGUAGUAUUGAGUACACUUUGAAAACUCAUGCUAGAAUGUCAGCUUUCGUGCAAAUGUCAUCAUGUUGUGUUAAAUCUAUUUAUGCAGAAAAAAAAAGACACUGCUCUACCAAGUACUCUAAACUUAUCAUGACAAUGGAAGAACACUGGUCGCUUUUAAAAAUUUUCUUGUAUUAUACAUACCUAAGUAUUAUUAAUUUUGAUUUUAAAUCCGGUCUUCUUUAA
Molecule: messenger RNA, 1785 nt
Organism: Copidosoma floridanum
Lineage: Eukaryota; Metazoa; Arthropoda; Insecta; Hymenoptera; Encyrtidae
Gene: Adck1
Product: aarF domain containing kinase 1
Biological process (GO): mitochondrion organization; protein phosphorylation; lipid homeostasis
Cellular component (GO): mitochondrial inner membrane
Molecular function (GO): protein kinase activity; ATP binding
Source: RefSeq, a predicted model, not a curated record